CAAACACUUCCCUUUUCUUAGCCGUUCGAACAUUAUUACAAUCAACAAAACAAAACAAGAACCACUCUUUCGUGUCGGAAGAACAACGAGAAGAAGAAAAAAAACCAAAAGAUGGCGAUGACGUCAGCAUCUUCGGUGUUUGUUUUGACGGCCAAUGUCACGGCGGCCGCCGGCGCUUCAUCGUCCAGGAACUCCGUGUCUUUCUUGCCGAUGAGAAGCGCUGGUUCUAGGCUCGUAGUCAGAGCAUCCGAAGAGGCGGCUCCGGCAGAAUCUUCAUCGGAAGGUGCUCCGGCAGCUGCCGUUUCUCCGGCUGGAGCUGCUGCCACCAAACCCAAGCCACCUCCGAUUGGCCCUAAGAGAGGGUCCAAGGUCAAGAUUCUAAGGAAAGAAUCCUACUGGUUCAAGAACGUUGGAUCAGUUGUGGCCGUUGAUCAGGACCCAAAGACCAGGUACCCGGUAGUGGUCCGGUUCGCGAAAGUGAACUACGCCAACAUAUCGACCAACAACUAUGCAUUGGACGAGAUUGAAGAAGUUAAAGCUUAAGGAGGUGUAAACGAGAGACCUAAAAGAAUUGUGUAUUUUGGUUUACUGUUUAUACCGGUCUAUCUGUUUGUAACUUGACCCGAACCGUAUGUACCGAAAAGUUUUACCAUUAUUUCUCCUCAUCUGAAUCUUGAGUCGGCAUCCUAAAUUUUUUACAAA
This is a messenger RNA of Eutrema salsugineum, 702 nucleotides long. RefSeq names its product photosystem I reaction center subunit IV A, chloroplastic. Gene Ontology annotation, cellular component: photosystem I; photosystem I reaction center. The coding region runs from base 112 to 543 and encodes 143 amino acids. The record is from RefSeq and is a predicted model, not a curated record. Gene Ontology annotation, biological process: photosynthesis. Lineage: Eukaryota; Viridiplantae; Streptophyta; Magnoliopsida; Brassicales; Brassicaceae. The transcript is spliced from 3 exons.